AUGAAGUCGAGCCAGUCCAAGAAAAACUUUGUGGCUCCAAAAAGAAAAUUGGGGUUGGACUCGUCUUCUUCCUCCUUGACUGCUGCCAAGAAAAGAUUGAAGGCUCAUCCCCCUUCUCCGUCUUCCUCUGAAUCUGAACCUGAGGAAGCGAAAUCCGAGUUUGAAGAAACUCAUGAUACCACCUUAUCUGAUGAAUCUGUUCUUGACAAUGUUGAAUUAGAGGCUGAGUCUGAUGAACUAGAACAAGAAGAUGUUGUCCCUACUGAACAAGAAGUCGAAUCUGACAUAGAGCCAGUAGCAACUCCAUUGUCAUCCAAGGCUAAAGGCAAGAGACCUAUUUCUGAUUCUACCCCAUCUUCAAGACUCUCAGGUGUUAAUUUCAAACCUCAUUCUUCUAUUUUUUGUUAUAAUGACAAUGCUCGUGAUAUGGUUCUCUAUGCUCAAAGGAAAUUUCUCAUUGAGAGAAAUUAUGUCUUGAGUGAUCAUCGUCCUUAUGGUGUGCUAACAAUGCUUCAAGAUCGAAAAUGGACAGGUUCUUUGGUUAAAUUUACUGGUUUUGUGGAUAGAAUAGUCAAGGAAUUCUAUGCCAAUCUUACUAAUGAAAUUAUUGACCCUAAAUCUCCUCUGUAUUGUAAAGUGUAUGUUAGGGGCCAUUGGUUUUCUUUUUCUCCACAAGAUAUUGCACAAGCUUUGCAUCUUCCUCUUGAUGUUGAGGAUGAUGAUGAUCUUGCCUCUCUUGACAAGGAUGAGGUCAUCACUGAAUUAGUAGGGCAAAAAAUGGUAUGGCCCUCUAAUAUAGUCAUCUCGGUCACCAAUCUCACCUACACUUAUGCUGUUCUCCAUAAGUUUGCCACAACGAAUUGGAAACCAGCUUAUCACCCCGCAACUAUCUCAUUUGACAUGGCUUCCUUUUUGUAUAAAGUGGGGACCGGAAUUGGUAUAGACUUGGCUAUGUUUAUCUAUGAUCAAAUCAUUCGAUUUCGAACAGAAAGCCAAGCCUCAAUAUCUGAAGUUGCCUAUGAUGACAUUCCUCCUGGAUCCUCCUCUAUUCCCACAGAUUCAGGACCUGUUGCUACAGAACUAGCUGCUGUUCGAGCCUCUGUUGAUUCUUUGGCUGCUCGAAUGAUGACAAUUGAAGGACUGCAACGUUCUGUUUUGGAUGCUGUCCACACUUUGUCCAAGGAUCCUGCCGUUUAA
This is a messenger RNA of Humulus lupulus (European hop), 1197 nucleotides long. RefSeq lists its product as uncharacterized. The transcript is spliced from 2 exons. Bases 1 to 1197 code for a protein of 398 amino acids. NCBI's taxonomy places the organism in Eukaryota, Viridiplantae, Streptophyta, Magnoliopsida, Rosales, Cannabaceae. The record is from RefSeq and is a predicted model, not a curated record.